Molecule: messenger RNA, 1002 nt
Organism: Entamoeba histolytica HM-1:IMSS
Lineage: Eukaryota; Evosea; Mastigamoebida; Endamoebidae
Exons: 1
Coding region: 1-1002 (333 amino acids)
Biological process (GO): clathrin-dependent endocytosis; actin filament polymerization; vesicle organization
Cellular component (GO): cytoplasm; plasma membrane; vesicle
Molecular function (GO): microtubule binding; phosphatidylinositol binding
Source: RefSeq, a predicted model, not a curated record
AUGUCUGAUUUUACUAACCUUAUUUAUGAAUUUCCAGCUGUGUCAACAAAAAUGGAGAAUAUUGUCAUUCUCACUAAAGCUUAUAUUGCUUAUUUUAAAGAACGAGCUAGUUUAGAAAAUGAAUAUGGUAAAGGUAUUCAUACUCAAAGUACUGUCCCAAUGAAAACUUCAUUAUUUAAUAAAGAAAAUCCUGUUGAUAAAACUGAAUCUACUUUAAAGGCUAUGCUUGAAACAAUUAAUAGUGAGAGUGAAAAAAUUGGUCAAAAACAUCUUGAAACAGCUAGUAAAAUUCUUAAUGAAAUUGUUAAGCCAUUAGAAGCACUUGUUAAAGAUAUUGAAGUUGGAAAAAAGAAACUUAUUAAUGAUACUAAUAAAAGCAUUAAUAGUCAUAAUGCUUUAGUUACUGCUGCUGAAAAAGCUAAAGUUAAUUAUAAAAAAGCUGUUACUGAACAUAAGAAUGCUGUUGAAGCAGGAAAAACACUUGAAGGACCAGCUCAAGAAAAGAAUAACAUUAAAAUUGGACAAUUAGAUGCUAAAGUAAAGAAAUUAGAAGCUGACUAUCGUGCUGCUGUUGAUAAAGCUAAUACUACUAGAGAAGUAUUAUAUCAAACAGAACUUCCAGAGGUUCUUAAGGGUUGUCAAGAAUUAAUUUCUAAACAUUAUGAAACAUUUAAAGCAGUACUUGACCAAUUUGUUGUUACUCACAUUGAAUUAUCAACUAUUAUAGCCGAUGUUUCCCAACGUUUAAGAGGAAAUAUGGAACAUGUUUCUUAUGAAGCUGACCUUGAAGAAUUUAUUAAAGCAAACCUUAAUGUCCAUGAAAUUAAAAACAUUGAGCUUGAACUUGAAGAAGCAACUGCUCCAACUGAAGAAAAGAAAGAAGAAACACCAGUUGAAGAAGAGAAGAAAGAGGAAACACCAAUUGAAGAGGAAAAGAAAGAAGUUCCAACUGAAGAAGAGAAGAAAGAGGAAACACCAGUUGAAGAACAAAAAACUGAAUAA